CUGCCGAUACAACUAUCCGCCCACUCCUAUAUUUUAUUUUAAAAUUCUCGCCCCGUUUAUUUAUUUAUUUCUCCCUCCACCGCCGACAUUUUCCGACUUUGGGGCUCCGAUUGGGAAUUUAUUUUUAUGUGUGUUUAAGCUCGCGGCCGCCCCCAAAAUGGCGGAUCCGCGGGAAGAGGAAAAACCGAGAGAGCCCGAGAAAGAGAGAGAGGCCGGGGCAAUGAGUGAAAGCGGUGUGUUGUCGCACUCGAAUUCCCGACAGAUGUUGCAGAGCUUGCUGAAUAAAAGCAUGCGAAUCCGAAUGACAGAUGGCAGGACACUGAUUGGCCUCUUCCUGUGCACCGACCGAGACUGCAAUGUCAUUUUAGGCUCAGCACAGGAGUACUUGAAACCAACAGAUUCCUUGGCCCAGGGUGAACCACGAGUGCUGGGUCUGGCCAUGAUCCCCGGACACCACAUCGUUUCCAUCGAGGUGGAAAUGGACAGCAUGUCGAACCCGCAGUACAUGUGAGACAGAGAUUGUAGAUGUGAGAGAGGUUGCUGAUUGAAACCAGGCGUACAGCACUGAGCCUGAGCUGCCCAUCCGGCCUUACGCACAAUCACCUUGUGCUGAAACGUUAGGUCCUAGCCUCCCCUGCCUCCAGUGCUUCCACAUAGCACCUUAUCGUUUUACAUUCAUCACGGUGGACUGUUGUUUUUCUUUGUGUUUGUGAUGUUAAUCGACAUGAUGGAGCAGGCUGGGCACUGCCAUCUGAGCUAGGGGGUAGGCUGUUUCAUGUGGCCCUCAUCCAUAUGGCAUAUUAGGCCUCCCACAAUGCAUCAUCCCCUCCCCCAGAAAGGUCAAGAUAGCACACGAGACACACACAAAAGCACACACACGGGCACACAAAAGCGCACACACAUGCGCAUGCACACACACACAUGCGCGUGCACACACAC
Molecule: messenger RNA, 939 nt
Organism: Carcharodon carcharias (great white shark)
Lineage: Eukaryota; Metazoa; Chordata; Chondrichthyes; Lamniformes; Lamnidae
Gene: naa38
Product: N-alpha-acetyltransferase 38, NatC auxiliary subunit
Exons: 3
Coding region: 158-511 (117 amino acids)
Cellular component (GO): NatC complex
Molecular function (GO): RNA binding
Source: RefSeq, a predicted model, not a curated record